UGGUAUUCGGUGAACAUAAUUGAGUGAAACUUAAGUUUCUCGUAAAUAUACCUUGUAUUAAUUACUCUAGAUGAUGCAGUUUUUGGUUUCCAAUUGCCAUCUUGUGAUGUAUGUUUUGUUUUGUAUAGUCUCUGUUUUGGAGUUGGGAUGCGCGUCUACACCAUCGCAGCUUCAAUUGGAAGCAAACGCUCUAAUUAAUAGUGGAUGGUGGUGGGAUUUGCCGCAAGAUAUAUGUUCAUUCACCGAUAUAAGUUGCAAUGAUGGUGGAAGUGUAACUCAUAUCACAUAUCCGUAUUCCGAGAAACCCAUUCAAUUAGCAAAUCUAAACCUUUUUGCUUUUAAGAAUUUGGAACGUCUUGAGGUUUCCUUCUGUGGUCUAGAAGGGAUUAUUCCAUCUGAAAUUGGUAGUCUUUCCAAACUUACCUAUCUUGAUUUAUCUCACACUUUUAUUCAUGGAGAGAUACCUUUUACGAUAGGAAAUCUUCUCAAUCUCAAUUAUCUCGAUUUGUCCUACGAUUCUAUUCAUGGUCAGAUACCUCCUUCAAUGGGAAAUCUAAUCAAACUAUCCACCCUAAUACUCUCCAACAACUUCAUUGAAGGUCCUAUUUCUUUUGAAUUCUCAUUCUUUAAGAAUCUUACUAUCAUUGAUCUAUCUUACAACAAAAUCACUGGAACCUUGCCAAUUUCACUUUCAAAACUCAGGAACCUUCAAAAUCUUCACAUUUCGCACAAUCUACUCACCGGUUCUCUAAAACCUUUCUCAGAUGGAUUUUUUCCAUUUUUGGAAAGUCUGGAUCUAAGCUACAAUAGUCUUACCGGAGCGAUUCCUCUGUCCCUACAUAAUGUCCACUACCUGGACCUUUCCUUCAACCGUUUGAAGGGUCCCAUUCCAAACGGUGUACAUCCAUAUGCGCUAAUGGGGAACAAGGGUGUGUGCAGCAACUUUACAAAUGUACAAAAGGAAUACCAUUUCCGGUCUUGUUCAGUCAGCCAGAAGAAACGAAGGCAGCUGGUCAUAAUUCUUUCUAUCACCAUAUUUCUAAUCAUGGUUUUCUUACUACUUCUAUAUCUGAAGCGCAAUCGCAUUGCAAUCAAGAACAAACAAGCAAGAAUAACCGAAAUAUCCAAGAAUGGGGACUUGUUUUGCAUAUGGAACUAUGACGGAAGCAUAGCCUAUGAAGACAUCAUUACUGCAACCGAAGACUUUGACCUCAAAUAUUGUAUCGGAAAAGGUGCUUACGGGAGUGUUUAUAGGGCUCAACUACCAAGCGGCAAGAUUGUUGCGGUGAAAAAACUCCUUGACUUUGAAGCAGAGGUCCACACAUUUGAUGAGAGUUUCAGAAACGAAGCCAAAGUAUUAUCAAAAAUAAAGCACCGACAUAUAGUGAAGCUCCAUGGAUUCUGCUUGCACAAAAGAAUCAUGUUUUUGAUUUAUGAGUACAUGGAGAACGGAAGCUUGUUUUCUGUGUUACUUAAUGACAUGGAAGCAAUGGAAUUGGAUUGGAAAAAGAGGAUUAACGUAGUGAAAGGUACUGCACAUGCUCUUUCAUAUCUUCAUCAUGAUUGUGUCCCUCCUAUAGUCCAUAGAGACGUAUCAACCAGUAACGUGUUGCUUAACUCCAAAUGGGAGCCCACUGUUUCCGACUUUGGCACUGCUCGAUUUCUCAACCUCGAUUCAUCCAAUCGAACUAUUGUUGCAGGAACCAUUGGAUACAUAGCACCUGAGCUUGCGUAUACAAUGGUUGUGAAUGAAAAGUGUGAUGUGUAUAGCUUCGGAGUGGUGGCACUUGAAACUUUGAUGGGAAAACAUCCGAAGGAAAUACUCUCAUCACUUCAUUCAACUUCUGCCGGUGGUGACAUCAAAUUAUGUGAAAUAUUAGACCAACGGCUCUUGCACCCAACAUUUUCAGUUUUACAAGACAUAGUUGUUGUUGCCAUUAUGGCUUUUGCGUGCUUAAAUCCCAAUCCUUUCUCUCGUCCAACAAUGAAACGCAUCUCUCAAUGUUUUCUUAGUCAGCUCACACCAUUCAACAUUCCUUUACAUCAUAUUUCACUACACCAGCUCAUGAGUCAAAAACUCAGGCACUCCUUGAAAUUGUGAACUUUCUGAAAUCUUUUAGCAGAAAUUUAGAUUGCAACAACUUCUAAUGAAGAUUUUUCGCUUGUUUAUCACAUGAAUAGUUAGAAUACUUUUUGAAAUUAUCUUCUUUUAAGUUAAACGAGUUUUCGUUUUAUGUUUCUUAUGAAUUAUAGUACUUCUUAUU
This is a messenger RNA of Vigna unguiculata (cowpea), 2264 nucleotides long. RefSeq names its product MDIS1-interacting receptor like kinase 2-like. NCBI's taxonomy places the organism in Eukaryota, Viridiplantae, Streptophyta, Magnoliopsida, Fabales, Fabaceae. Gene Ontology annotation, biological process: protein phosphorylation. The record is from RefSeq and is a predicted model, not a curated record. Gene Ontology annotation, molecular function: protein kinase activity; ATP binding; protein binding.